AUGAAUGGCUUCCAUGUCAGUCUGGGCACAGGUCGUCACCUCAGCGAUUUACCCUUGGAGGAAGUUCUCAUACCAACACUCAAGCACUGGUAUGUUUACCAGCUUGUCUAUCCCCUCUCAGUGGGUAUGGUCAAGUUCAGUAUCUUGGCACAGUACUAUCGUAUUUUCGCUCUCAAGCAAUUUCGAAUAGCCACCAUUGGGGUCGGACUCUUUGUCUUCGUCUACACUAUCACUUGCAUUUUUGUCAAUGCCUUCGAAUGCCACACGAAACCCUGGCGCGCAUGGGAUCCAAGCUUCCCCGAAGGCUGUAACAAUCUCCCCAAGGCUUAUUUCUCCACAGCCGGGAUCAAUAUCCUCACAGAUGUAGUAAUAUUGAUCAUGCCGCUACCACUACUCAUGAAACUUAACCUUCGCAACAGGCGAAAAUCAACAGACGCACUCAUCGCCAUUUUACUGACCGGGACAUUCGCUUCUGUCGCCUCCAUCAUCCGCCUAAGCGCACUAUACAAAUACACAAUAACAAAAGACGUCUCCUACGAUGCGAUCCAAAUCCUCAUCUGGUCGCAGGUCGAAGUCAACGUCGCCAUCAUCUCCGCAUCUGCCCCCUCCCUACGUCCCUUGUUCAACAAUACCUUCAAGGGCUCAUCUUAUGCCCGCUCUUGCGGACAAGCUCCGUGCCACGACGCGUCUUGGACUCCACACGACUAUGAUGCGGCGGUAUCGCAGACGUUGCGGCCGGGGGAUGAUAGGGCUUUUGAGAUGUGGACGAAUGAGGACGGCGAUAAGAGUGGGCCUGUUGAUGGUUCGGGCUUGAGGGUGGUGCCAUCGCAUACUGAUAGGCAUAGCAGUCAGAAGAUUAUGCUGGAGCCUGGGUCAAAUAUUAUGAAGACUGUUGUUAUCGAAAUGAAGAGCGAGAGGGGUGACUGA
This is a messenger RNA of Penicillium robsamsonii, 927 nucleotides long. RefSeq lists its product as uncharacterized. The record is from RefSeq and is a predicted model, not a curated record. The transcript is spliced from 4 exons. Bases 1 to 927 code for a protein of 308 amino acids. Lineage: Eukaryota; Fungi; Ascomycota; Eurotiomycetes; Eurotiales; Aspergillaceae.